Molecule: messenger RNA, 243 nt
Organism: Didymodactylos carnosus
Lineage: Eukaryota; Metazoa; Rotifera; Eurotatoria; Philodinida; Philodinidae
Source: the annotation of a GenBank genome assembly
AUGGAAUGCAACGGGGAGACAAAAAAACCAUUGUGUAAUUGGCCAAUGUUGAAACUAAAAAUACGCCAGGAACCAACAACAGAAGUUUUAUGUUGGUUGAAUAUGGUUACAGAAGUAGAAUUAAGAGAUGAUGAAGAAUUUGAAGAUAUAUUUGUGGAAUUUACAUCCAUUGAUGAAUGCCAAAAGGCUCAACAAACAUUAACAGGCCGAAAAUUUGCUAACUCAUCCAGUCGCAAUAGGUGA